UUUUGCGAUGAUUGCGAUGAAUUGACAAAAAGUCAUCCGCGUGGAAAAAGAUCGCACCUUUACCAGUUGAGGAAGAUGAAAACGUGAAAUCUAAAAUUAGAGGUAUAUCUGUUUCGAUAAAGUACAUACGUACAUAUGUUCUGCAGUCAAAAUAAUAUCAAUUCAACGAUCCCGCUAAUAAAUAUAGUAAUUCUAGCGGAUAGAAAUAGUUAAAAUGUGUUCGAGAACUGGAAUUAGAAUGAACAGCUAUUUCGAUACAGCUUAUCGCUCCGCGACAGAGAGUGAAUUUUUCGAAAAAUUCGUCGACCAAUCAAAGAGUGGAAACGCUAAUAAAGUCAUUGAAACAGUCCGAGAGAUCCCCGAGCUUCGUAACUGGACAAUAAAAGAAUUCUAUCGAGCAAAAAGUAAUGAAGAGGCUGAGAAAUUUCUAAUUCAAGCUGCUGAAACGGAUAAAAUUGAUGAAAAAAUGUCCCGACUUACGAAGGCGGUAUUUUCGGCCAAUAUUAAUGACUCUAAAGUCUUUCUGGCUGCUCUGAUGGACCGUAUUCGUUGCUCGUUCGCGGCUGAAUAUUUUCAAAAAUGUUUGGAGGAUUGUCAACACAUGUCUUCAGUAUUGAGUGAAAAAUUAAUCCCAAUUUUAAACGAGAGAGACCAUCAAAUCUACAAAAUGGAAUGUUUGUCUUAUGAAACAAGGUGUCUAAAAAUCUUAGGAGAUACAGAAAAGGCAAAAAUUUUAGCCAGAGAAGGUAUAAGGGAAGCAAAACACUUCUUUCAAAGUAUAAAACAACAAGGGGGGGAGGAAAUUAACGAUGAAAAAAAGUUGGAAAGACUUUCUCCGUUUCUCGGCGUUUUGAAUGAAAAACAAAGCCACAGUAGAACAUCCGAUGGUCAAAAAGAUGAUCAAAUAUCUAUCCCCAGAGUUUUGGGUAAACAAAAUGAAAAGUUACAGAGCUGUUCAGACGCCGUAGCCCUCCGGUAUGAUGAGACAAAGGGCAGGCAUUUGGUCGCUACAAGGAAUAUAAAAACUGGCAGUGUUUUGAUAGUUGACGAGCCUUUUGCUUGGAGCACUGACGAAGCAAUGCUCCAAAGUAACUGCCUUCAUUGCCACAAGUCGUUAGAGUCUAUGGAGACUGUUAAAAUACCAUGUCGCAAUUGCCAAACAGUAAAUUAUUGUUCGGAGGAAUGUAGAAUAGAAUCGUGGGAAAAGUAUCAUCGCUGGGAGUGUACAGUCUUUGAUUAUUUUUAUAGUAUGAAGCAAAUACAAAGUUCACGACUUUUGUUAGCGUAUAGAGCAACCGUUUUGCUUGCGACACGAAACGUGGAUGUAGAGAAAGACGAUAAACUGAGUGCUGACUUAAAAAAGUAUCAUUCUAACAAUGAAACCAAUAAAAAAAGACUAGAAAUUGGAUUAAAUAAAGAAUAUGACCCGAUGGAUUAUUGCACCGUUUAUUCACUGGAAACGAAUUCCAAAGAUAUCGACCCAAAGGUGAAUCUUAUGCAUGCAUUACACAGCAUACUUCUAGCUAAAUGUUUCAGAUACGUGUCCACCAAAAUAUUACCAAAAAUUGAAAUUGGCGACGACGAAGAACAUAUUUUAGCUACGGCAACCCUUCGCCAUUUGCAAGCAAUAAAUUCCAAUGCAUACGAGAUAGUCGAAAAUGUUUUGGAUAAGGGCACCAAAGUCUGGGAACCAAAAACUGUUGGUGGAGCAAUUUAUGCAACGGUCAGCUUGACAAAUCACAGCUGUCACCCGAAUGUGGUUCGCCAUAGUUAUCCUAGAGGAAACGUCGUUGUACGAGCUAUACGCUUCAUUCCAAAGGGCACAGAAAUUUUGGAUUGUUACGGGCCGCAUUUUCUACGCGACAUUAAAUCAGAGAGGCGUAACUACCUCCUCGAAAAAUACAAUUUUAAUUGCAACUGCGAAGCUUGCAGCAAGAAUUUGUCACUACCACUUCCAGAUUUCUUGUACAAAUGUAAAAAAUGUUUCCAGAUUUGUGAAAAGUUACAAAAUUCUUGCUCAAAGUGUGCUACCAGAAUUGAUAGAGCAAAAACGAGUAAGAUUGUCAACGAAUCUGUCCGACAAAGAUUGAUAGCGAUUCAAAAUAUGUCGGAUGGAAAUCAUAAGGCCGCUUUGCCGAUAUUGUUGCAUCACGCUGAGCUAGUUGAUAAAAUGAUUUCGGAUUUUAGCAUGGAGGCUGUUAGAACUCAGCAAGCAUUAAUACAAUGUUUCAAUAGUGUAGGUUGCACAUCUAAGUGAAGUAGUUUGUUUCUUGGGUUUUGUUUUUGAAUAAACAACAGAUGAUGUGUUAGUUAAACUAUAGAAAAUUAAGUUGAAAAAAAAAAACGGUCAAACGUUUUUAAUAUUACUGCUUAUGAUUUAUUAUUGGAUUCACACUCAUCAUACUUGGAAUUGUCUAAAAAAAAAAAAAAAAAAGAGGAAAAGAAAAAACAAAAAUAAAUUUGAAAAAAAAAAAAUAUAUAUAUAUAUGUAUAGAAGAGGAAAAAAAAUCGCCUAACAAUAAUAUCUAAGAAAAAUCAAUUAUGGAUAAUAAUUAAAAACAGUACAAUUGUAGAAUCAAAGAAUUUUUUGUUCGAGUAUAUGAAGAUAAACGAACGACAAGAAUAUAGUAGCGAUCUUUGGAUUUUUUGGGCAGUAAUUCUGUCUUUCUUUUUUUUCCGUCGAGACUUUCACUGUGUUUUUCUUAAAUAUAUUUACAAAGUUUAAGCGUGGCAGAAAGUCAAACUUCUGUCCAACUCUUUUUAUGUACAUACAUGAACAAAUUUAAGAGAGAAUAAAAAAAAAAGAAGGAAAACCAUCGAUAUUUGCCUUUCGAAAUUUCGAAUUUUGCUGUAAUACCUUGGUCAUAAAAUGAUAGUUAUAGUUAGUUUUUUUUAUAUCGCGAAAAAUGUUUGCAGAUCUCUUCCAAUUUGCAGGAAAAAGAUUUGAACUGAAAUUUUGAAAAUUUAUAAAUCACAAAGAAUUUCAGAAUUUAACACAGACAGCGAUAAUAGCCUAUAUAGAUGAAUUCGACGUGCUUUUUAUAACUUGGAACCGUUUAAAAAUUAAUGCAUGAUUACCGGGACGUGCGCGCGUUUCCUAUUACCUAGUUUUUCGUAAUAAUUGUAUACGUCAUUUUUAUACAAUAGUACAAUAAACAUCAUUAACAAUUAGAAUCAAUUAAAAAUAUAAUAAUUAAUACAGCGACUACCAUUGUACAUGUAUACCUCGAUGCCUAUGUCAGAUAUACAUUUGACACUCAUGUUUCAUCCCCAAGUAAGAAUUCACACGAAAUUGCAGUCAAUAACUACGCCAUAACUACGAAUGAUAACAAUAAGUAAGACGGGGGGG
Diprion similis is the source of this 3349-nucleotide messenger RNA. Its product is annotated as SET and MYND domain-containing protein 4-like. The transcript is spliced from 4 exons. The coding region runs from base 215 to 2257 and encodes 680 amino acids. Lineage: Eukaryota; Metazoa; Arthropoda; Insecta; Hymenoptera; Diprionidae. The record is from RefSeq and is a predicted model, not a curated record. Gene Ontology annotation, molecular function: protein binding.